This is a messenger RNA of Stegastes partitus (bicolor damselfish), 5197 nucleotides long. Its product is annotated as pleckstrin homology domain-containing family G member 3. Gene Ontology annotation, biological process: regulation of establishment of cell polarity. Lineage: Eukaryota; Metazoa; Chordata; Actinopteri; Pomacentridae. The record is from RefSeq and is a predicted model, not a curated record. The coding region runs from base 141 to 4382 and encodes 1413 amino acids. Gene Ontology annotation, molecular function: small GTPase binding; guanyl-nucleotide exchange factor activity. The transcript has 19 exons.
CGUGUACCAUGUGAAAGGAAGAAACGAACGGAGUAACUUCAACAUUCUUCCACCGAGAAAGCAGAGAGAAAAGUUUUUAACCGAGGGACAGCCGGGGGAAGGAGAGAAGUUGGCGAAUUCGCUCCAGAGGCCUGCGUGCCAUGCCAGAGGGGUCUCAUUCUGCUCUCCACCAGGGCCCAAUGGGGGAAGAAUCUCCUCAGCUGUCCUCAUCCCUCCCCACCAGUGAACAUGUCCAGGAAAGCGUCGAUUUGGGCCCCGACUGUUACGGCCAGGUUUGUGUGGAGCCACUGGACGGAGAGGGUGACCGUCCAGUGAGCCUGGUGUCCACCCUGUCCUCCGGUUCAUCCCGUGAUAGUCGCAGCCUGUUUGGGAGCACAGUGGCCCUUCCUUCCUCCACCACACCACCCAUACCGAGCGAGGAGGACAUCGACUUGGAACUGAGCCCGGCAGAAAGCACCAGAGAGCAGGCCGGGAGCCAGAGUCCCACCCUGGCAGGUUCCAGAGGCCGCUGGCAGGAACAGCUGGAGCCCAGGGUGAUCAGCAACCAGUGGAACAACAACAACGCCACCGCCAACAGGAAGGCUAUUGGCGAAAUACCUCACAUCCCCGCCUCACCUGUCGUCACGGGCACCAUGGCGCCCAACCCAAAGUUGACCUAUGUGGACCGUGUUGUCAUGGAGAUCAUCGAGACAGAGCGCAUGUACGUCAAGGACCUGCGCAGCAUCGUGGAGGACUACUUGGCACACAUCAUCGACAUGUCCAACCUUCCCAUACGGCCGGAGCAAGUGUGCUCUCUGUUUGGAAACAUAGAGGACAUCUAUGAGUUUAACAGUGAAUUGCUGCAGUCCUUGGACAUGUGUGAGAAUGACCCUGUGGCUAUUGCUCAAUGCUUUGUAAAUAAGAGCGAAUACUUUGAAAUCUACACCCAGUAUUGCACCAACUAUCCCAACUCAGUGGCAGCCCUGACAGAUUGCAUGAGGAGUAAAACUUUAGCCAAGUUCUUCAGGGAUCGGCAGGCGACACUGAAGCGCUCCCUCCCUUUGGGCUCCUACCUGCUGAAGCCAGUUCAGAGGAUCCUGAAGUAUCACCUGCUGCUUCAGGAAAUCGCAAAGCACUUUGACCCGGAUGAGGAGGGCUAUGAGGUGAUUCAGGAGGCCAUAGACACCAUGACAGGAGUGGCCUGGUACAUCAACGACAUGAAGAGGAAGCAUGAACAUGCUGUCAGAGUGCAGGAGAUACAGUCACUUCUGAUCAACUGGAAGGGCUCUGACCUGACCACCUAUGGAGAGCUGGUGCUAGAGGGCACCUUUCAUGUGCUGAGGGCCAAGAACACCCGCACACUCUUCCUCUUUGAAAAGAUGCUCCUCAUUACCAAGAAAAGAGGGGAACAUUAUGUCUACAAGAUCCAUAUCUCGUGCUCCACCUUAAUGCUACUCGACAGCGCCAAAGAUCCCCUGCUCUUCAGUGUUAUCCAUUUCAAGCGUCCCAAACAACCCCAUACAGUGCAGGCCAAGUCUGUUGAAGAGAAGCGUCUCUGGGCUCAUCACAUUAAGAGGCUCAUUCUUGAGAAUCACAAUGCCAUCGUCCCACAGAAGGCAAAAGAAGCUAGCCUUGACAAUUCAAACUAUCCAGGGAAGUACCAGUAUAGUCCUGAGAGGCUAAAGAAAGCAGAGUCCUGCCAGGCUGACGACUUCCUUCUUGUAGGACGAAAUGGGAGGAGGAGAUCAGAGCCGGCUAAACAAAUCACAAGGAGCACAAAAGCUGUUUUGAAGCAUGCAGACAGUGAGGGUGCACUGCUGGGGGAUAGGCGCUCCCUUCAGCCAGCCACUAGUGUCAGUACGCUGACCUCCAGUCUGUGCGAGCCCCAGGCUGGGAGGCCGUGUGUGGAGGAUCUAAUUCCCCGAAGGGACUCUGUGGAGCAGCUAAAUCCUACUGACAGUGACCCGAAACUGGGCUCUUCCCCCAGUGAGGGAGGGCUGGAGCAGGAGAAGGCAGAGGAGGAGGAGGAGGAGGAGGAGGAAGAGGGGGAGAGUUACAAGGAAGAUAUACUGAUGGGAGACGACCAGGUAGCCGACUUUGCCAGCUCAGUGCUGGCAGCCAUCUCCUGCUGGCACUAUAGAGCCAGGGCUUUGCUUUCUACUCACUUCACAACGGAUGAUCAGAGCAAAGAUGCUCCUGAAACGACAACUACACCAAAAGAGGAGGCAGAAAUUUGCAGGCAGGAAGAAAAGCAUGUGGAUAUGGCUGUGAGAGAAACUCCCAGCACACAGGUCAGUGUGCAGGAGCUGUGCCCUCUAGACUGUGUCCCUCAUGCACAGAAGAGCAAUCAGCUGGAGGUGGAUUAUUCUCAAUGCCCUGAGUCUCCUGUGACCCACUACGAACAAGAAACUGAGACCCCAGAACCUCAAGAUACCUCGAGAGAAACUGGAGAGGAAGAAGAAGGAGGGAGUGAUUCGUCUGGUCUCCAAGUGGAGGAGACGAGCGUUCUGACAAACGGGGAGCUGUCAGAGGAGGAAGAGGAGGUGCUUUCAAAUAGUAAGAGCAUCUUACCGUCCUCCGUGUUGGACCAGGCGAGUGUGAUAGCUGAACACUUCAUCAGCAGCCUGUCCAGACGAAGCAGUCUGGUUUCAGAGGACCUGGGUUCCCUCGCCUGCCCCUCACCGUCAGUAGAUAAUGACGCCUUCCAAAGUCCUUCAGCCUGCAUGGACUUGGAGAAAGAGACCCAGAUGUUGGGCAGCUCUUCACCGAAGCCACAAGCAACUUCAGAAGUUAGUCUCUCAAUGCCUGUGCAUGAACCUGCACUGAACACUGUCUUGGAAGGGGAACGCAAGUCCACGCUCUCUAAACAGGAUCGCCUCCUCAUCCAUAAAAUCAGACGAUACUACGAGUACGCUGAGCACCAAGAUGCUAACUUCAGCAUCAAACGCAGGGAAAGUCUGUCGUAUAUUCCAGCAGGUCUGGUUAGGCACCUGAGUCGACAGCUUAACAAUGUUCCUCAGGAGAGGGCCGUCCCAGUCCACAGGAAAGGCCUCUCUAGGAACAGGCCAACUUCUUGGUCUGUCUUUGACCUUCCUGGACUGGAUAAGAGUCGGAACACUGAAACUUGCCAAAAAACAGAACCACAGCGAUCAGUCGCAGUAAAGGCUCGAUGUCACAGCAUCGCAGAUGCUUCUACAGCAGAAGAAGAGUUCAGACCCUCCUCUGACAUGCUCAAAGUUUGGCAAGACAUGGAAAACGAAGAAGAGAGCAAGGAAGUCCAUCAGAUUGCAGAGGAGAACAUUAGUGACUCCAGAUUAGAAGUGACGCAGGAUAUCAGUUCAGACAGUUUAGAUAUUCGAACCAGUAGGCAACCAGCUCAGAUUUUAGAAGAGUCUGAACUAAGCACUGCCUCAGAUAGCUCCCACAUGUCAUCACCUACCGCAGCGUCCCAAGCUGUGGAGGGAGGAUCUGGUCAGGACUGUAAGCCAUGUAGGACCCACAGGCUUCAAGACAACCAGAGCCAUCUACCAAAGAUCAUCAGCUUCAGAACAAGCAUGGAUGAGGACCAGAUCCUACAAGACAUGGGAAAGAUGAAAAACAAGGUGUUCCAGCUGGCUCGUCAGUACAGUCAGCGCAUUAAAAACAACAGACCUAUGGUCUGGCAGAGGAACCGAGAAACUGCAAAUCAUCAAGGCUUCAAGAGCUUGCCUGCUGUCCACGAGGAGAAGGUGCAGAUAAAGAAAAGGGGUAAACCCAACCUGAGAUUGCCUUUGAACGCUUGCGAUCAGGCGGUUAUCCAAGAAGUGUGUUCUCCAAGUCCAGUCCAGACCCCCAGCUCAGGAGCCAGCUCCCAGAGCACUAUUACCUGCCCACAAAGCCCACAGUCGGAGAUCUUCCACUGGCCUGAUGUUCAGGAGCUACGCACCAAAUACACAGAGACCCCUCAUGCCUCAAAAGUAACCCGUAGCUGCACAGUCCCAAAUGGGAUGUUGGAGUCCUGUAUGAACAGGUGUAAUGGCUGCUCACACAAAUACCACAGCUCCUCAGACCUUCACAAAGCUCUGACGGACUGUCCAGCACAACAGUCUGAAACACUACACAAGGAGAAGUGUCCAGGGGUAGAGGACUGGCCUCAGCACCAGACACAGCUCCAUCCCCUGCUGUGCAGGUGGAGCUCCUUGGACCACAUGUUGGGGUCUCUACCCCUCCAUGAAGUGCAAAACCUUCAGGAACCUGUGAGGACCUGCUUUGCAGUCGGCAGCCUCCAAGAAGGGGACGGCCUCCUCCAGGAGGGUCUGGACAGUUCAGCAAAGUCUGCUGUCCUGAGUUCAGGGAAGACUUCAGACAGUAAACUUGUAAAAAACUUACGGGAGAAGUUCCAGAGCUUAAGCACAAGCUCAUGAACACAUGACUUAUGUAUGUUUUUAUUAUCAGGAACUAUCACAUGGAAGCAUUAUCUGACUGUUAUCUUGUCAAAAUCUAUUUUUCCUGUUUUCUCUCUCAGAAGAAUGCAACUUGUCUGUAUAAUGUUUUCAGUAUGGGGGACGAUUAGUGAGGAUGUAUGUAUCAGUGUAACAUAAAAGGGAUAUUAUUGGUUAUGUGUAAGGCCAUGAGAGAAAAGCGUAUUGCCUUUAAAGUGGUGUAUUGCAAUAUUUAUACACUGGGUAUUUGUCUGCACAGUACAAAGUUUAUGUUUAAAUAUGUAUAUAGUCCCCUGUAUCAAAUGAAAAUGAAGUUCUACUUUAUUAUUAUUAUAUCCAUGUUUCUGAUUCUCACCCACAGGUGGGGAUUUUUGCUCUCGCCACUCGAGCACUGUUAUCAUGACCACGUAAACCGUCAGCUCAGACUGUCAUGAGAAAGCAAACAGGAGCUGAAGUGUUGCUGCCAAGAGCUCUGCUGUUAGCAAAGACUCUGAUUCACCAAAGAAGGUUUCCUUUUGACAUUUGUUUUAAUACAUGUGGUCACAGCAAUAAUUUGCCUCCAUGUUUACUGUAGCUGCUUGUAAAACUUAUUACACAUCACUGGAGCUUUAUUUUUCUCAGUAAGUUGUAUAUUUUCUCGAGCGUUAUUUAUGGAACUGUAUAUUUGGGGAAGAUUGGCCUUGUGUAAAUACUUGACUAAUAGCAACAACUUUUUACUUUUCCAUUCCAGAAAACACAUUGUUUCAUACUUGCAGUUUCCCCUAUUUUCAAUAAAAAAAAAUAGAAAUGGUGAGUUU